Mizuhopecten yessoensis (Yesso scallop) is the source of this 13641-nucleotide messenger RNA. RefSeq lists its product as uncharacterized. The transcript has 3 exons. Gene Ontology annotation, cellular component: nucleus. The record is from RefSeq and is a predicted model, not a curated record. Gene Ontology annotation, molecular function: DNA-binding transcription factor activity, RNA polymerase II-specific; RNA polymerase II transcription regulatory region sequence-specific DNA binding. Lineage: Eukaryota; Metazoa; Mollusca; Bivalvia; Pectinida; Pectinidae. Gene Ontology annotation, biological process: regulation of transcription by RNA polymerase II. Bases 481 to 8904 code for a protein of 2807 amino acids.
CCUGACCAGGAUCUGACCCAGCUAUCAGUGUUUAGAUUAUAUCAUAUAGCUCACACAGACAGGAGCUGGAUGUCCUUGUGUAUGUUGUCAGUGUACCCUGACUGUAUAAUGCUCCCCUACACACUCCCCAGGAGGUAGUUGUGUAUGACUUUAGACAUAUACAGGAGUAAGGACUGGCAGGAUUUAACAACAAAUACACAAGGCGGACGUUACUCAUACUCAGUGUUAACCUGUGGAGGACAAUGUGGACAUGUACAGGGUUUGAUACCAUGUGACAUUAACAGGUAUGAAAGCAAAGCUGGGCAUUGUUUACUAUAGAACACGGUCUUCCAUCUUUAUCAAUCGUCGGGAGCUUCACGAAUCACCAGGAUGUAACGUACCUGAUCGACGUUAUAACACGUAGCAAACAUGUUUUGCGACAUCACAGCCUUCUUCUAGGAUAAAGUGUAUGACAUCUACGUCAGACAUCGUAGUGACGUCAUGAGUGAGUCGUGUGAGGGAAACGAAAUGACGUUUUACAGUCCUGAUAAACCAGAUGUUGAGUCAGGUGAAGACAAGGAGGAUUCAACAAGCGACGUUCCUGGUCAGAAAUAUGUUGACGUCGUCGCUCCGGAGGACAACAAACCGAGCGAUAAAAAGACCCCACCAUACCGAUGUCACGUGUGUCGACAAUACUUCGAUCGUUCGUUUGAGUACUCCACACAUCUGAGGACGCAUGCACGCUUACUCCAAGCCGACAUCUUUCUGUUAUGCUUUAUAUGUGGAGCCAAGUUUAAGGAUGCCGUUGAAGUAUCUACGCAUCUAGAAACUCACGAGCAUGACGAAGUCCCCCGAUGUGGGGUUUGUAGCGAACCAUAUAACCAUUUCACUCGGCUACAUACAGGACCUAAACCCUUUAAGUGUAGUAUGUGUCUGAAGAUGUACCAGAAGAGUACAGAUUUUCACUUCCACCUAAACACGCAUUCGGGCGACCUGCCCAAUAAGUGUAAUAUUUGUGAAAAGGGUUUCUCACGGAAAGACCGGCUUCGCUUACACAAAGAAAAUGAACAUGGAAUUAAAACUUAUAAGUGCGAACAAUGUAAAAAGUACUUCGAAGGUGAGUCGGCGUUUGAAAAACACAAAAAGAACCAUAACGAAUUGGUUUAUGUCCAGUGUGAUGUAUGUAACAAUGUAUUCAAUGAUACUAAAAGUCUAGGGAAACACCGGUCGUUUCACAAUUGUUAUGACCACUUCACAUGUAAAUUCUGUGGCAGCAAAUUCAACAACUUUGAUAUGGUAAAAGAACACGUCAGGAAACACUUCUCUGAGCCGUCACAUGCAUGCAAUAUUUGCAAGCGUAGGUUUUUAUCUGUGGACCAACUCACCGUUCAUAGGAAAACACAUUAUAAGAAAAUGUCGGAAAAAAGUUUGUCUAAAGAAAGUGGCGCUGUCUUAUCCACAGAAAGGGAUAGAAGCGAAAAUCACAAGAAGACAUAUCUUGGUCCAAAACUGCCUUUUAAGUGUGGGCAAUGCCCAAAAAGCUUCUAUAAUGCAAAAGCCUGCCAGCGGCACGAAAAGUCGAUACACCGAGAUGCUCGUCACACAUGUAAACUAUGCGGACUAGAGUUUAGUCGCCCCGAGAACCUCAAGGCUCAUGUAACAAAUAUACAUGCUGGUGAAAUUUCAGCUCAUAAGUGUACUUUUUGUUGGAUCAGGUUUAAAAACGCAAUUGAACUAAAUAAUCAUAAAACAAAACACCACCCAGUCAUGUCAGAAGGACCAGUGGCAGUCCUUACCUCUUCAAGCAAUGGCAAAAUAACUAAAAAACCUGCAUCGGCGAAUUGGUCAUUCUCGGGCAGCAAUAGAGAUGGACAAAAGGUUCCAGACGCGGUGAAACAUGAGAAACUUCGAAAACAUGUGCACCCAAGUGGCUCUACCUCUGUCGUGUCAAUAUCGGGUAUUUAUAGAGGCAAUAACUUCAAUGUCAACACUGCGGAUGAUACUGUCGGAGGUGGAAAGGAACAAGGCGAAUUGGACCGCAGUAGUAUACAAAAUAUUGCCAGUGUAUGUGUAUGUCGAUUUUGUGGGAAGUGUUUCUCUGUACGACACUAUUGCCGUCUUCACAGGAAGAGACACAAAGAAUCCGAAAUUGUCGAAAAGUGUUCCAAGUGUCUAAAAGCCUUCGGACAACACGAUCAGUUCACACGUCAUCGCUGUACAGAGGGUAAGAUAGAGCCUUAUGAAUGCGAUAUCUGUGAUGAAACUUUCACCAGUUCGUUCCUGUUGUUGCGACAUCGGAUCAUACAUAAAGGUCCAAUGCACAAAUGUGACAAGUGCAAAAGGAUGUUUACAAGGAAGUUCAACUUAGAUAGACACAAGGCUGGAAGCCAUGCCUGGAUAUCGGAAUUCAAGUGCAUGCUGUGUCACAGGAAUUUCUAUAGUAAACAGGCCCAUUUUCUACAUAUUAAAACACACGCGAGAACAAAUAGGUGCACAGUGUGUAACCUGGCGUUUCGGUCUUCGGGCAAGUUCGACAAACACAUGCAGGAUCACCACAAGGUCGGAAACAUGUACAAGUGUCAAACAUGUGAAGUUGAGUUUCCAUCCGUACAGAGUUACCAGGUUCAUCAACUCACACAUAUGACAAAGGCUCUAUAUAUUUGUGACAUAUGUGGUAAGAAAUUCAGAGACAGAAAGCAGUUUGUCUGCCAUCGGAAAACACACUGGGGCACUAAACUGCUGGAUAUCGCAUGUAGCUGGUGUGGCAUGAAAUAUACUGCCAUAUCAAGUCUGCGUAGACACAGGCAGCGGAACAUGUGUUGGAGGGGGAGAUCAUUCCCGUGUGUCAUUUGCGGAGAUCAGUUCCAGCGUCUAGACCUACUCCUGACGCAUACCAAAAUGCACAUCAACUCUUCUAAAGUAGUCCCCGUGCAGUCGGAUAGCAACGAGUCUGUUGUAAAUUGGAAUAGCAAUGAGGAUGUUGAUGAUGAUAUAUUUGAGAACAUUAUUGAUCAAGACAAUGAAGCUCAGGUUUCAAAUACAGGAGAAACAGCAAUGAUGAGACAAAACAGCCAAUGUAACGAUGAUACUUUGGCUGAUUCGGAGUUCUUGAAUGAAGAAGACGUUUUGCUGGACGAUGACCUUCUGGGGUCUGACUUCCCGGGACAAAGUCCGACUAGCAGCGUCACGUUUAGCUGUGGAGAGUGUAACAGUGAAUUUUCCACCCUCCAACACCUUCAACGUCAUAUUGACGCCCACAAUACAAAGUCUCAGAUUGCCAACGCAGAACUGUCAUUUACUCAUUCUCCUGAUAUAGAACCACACGAAAGUAACCCAGAAUCACUAGAGCAUGAUACGGAAUCCCAGGCAUGUGAAACUGGCUGUCAACCACAUCCACAUGAACAGGACACAGACCCCCAUAAUCCAUCAGUAAAACACAACAUCGGCAUUCACAACGAUCUCGAACAGGUGCUGAUAUCUUCAGUUAGUAAAGAUAUUCCAAGAGACGGAGAUAAACUUCAUUCAGGUCUUUAUAAGUGUGGACUUUGCGAAGACACGUUCCAGGAUAUUGUUGACUUGAAUGACCAUAUUUCCAAACAUGCAGAUGAUCAGAAUUUGUAUAAAUGUGACAUAUGUGGGAAUGUGCUCCAUUCGAUACUUUCCUUCCACAAUCACUGUGUCAGUCACGUUGCUAGUGACAAGGCUCCUGGAUCUAAAACUGAGAACACGCCGACAACGCCACAACGUGUUAAUGUAUUUCAAAUGGCGUUUUUAACGUCAUCACCAGAGAGUGAUAGUGACUCGUGUACAGCUGAAGGUGGAAUAUCGACGAUUAAUACUUUGAGCAUGAAAAGUAAAGAUAAUAAUAUUCUAGAACAGAAUUUUGAGAAUAUUUCGAAACCAGCCAAAGAAGAACGCCUUGGUAUAUUUGACCUUUUAAAGCUUGAUAACGUUCGUAUAAACACAAAGGAUGUGUCUCGAGAUGUCUUGAAAUGCAAUAUAUGUGCGAAAACAUUUGAUUCUGAAUUUGAACAUCAGCGUCAUAAGAAACAACACACCAGUGAAAAAGAGACACAAGUGGAUGAACAUAAUGCAUGUAGUCAGACGAAUGCACAUGUAUCGCCCCGUAACAAUACUAGGCCAAAUGACACACUUCAGAAUGGUUGUGCGGUAACUUCGAUUAAGUUAUACAAAUGUGGCAGAUGCGGCCUCUCGUUUUGUGUACCAUCGGAACUUAUGGGUCAUUCUAGGGUGCAUUUGUUGACGGACAGGUCUGCUACAUGUUCAGCGGACAGCGAGUCACCACUGAAUUCGAUCAGUCCUACCACUAGUGGCAAGGAGGCCCUAGCACCAGAAACGCCGCUACUUUCUACUACUAGUAAUCCCCAUGUCGUUUCACCGGGCACGACAACGCAUACUUGUGGUGCUUGCGCAGGUGUGUACCUAUCAGAGGAUGCGCUGUAUUCCCAUUGUCAUACUCAUGUCACAUCACCGACAGUCAAUAUCUGCAGAUUGCGUAUACUUGAUAGUAACAUUUCAGGAUCAGUUCUACUGGAGGACCUUCCUUCUGGUGUAUACACUCCGAUGACAAACACACAAACAGCGACACAAGUUGAGAACACCAGAAAUGAAUCUCAUGAGAUAUUCAAUUCGGAUGUAGAAAAAAAUAAUCAUCACAUCGCACAAAAGACGAAUGAAAACAACAAAACUCUUGUUCGAUUAUUAAAUUGUAAGCUUCAGUAUACAUCUACUUCUGGUCUUAAGAUCCCCAGGAUGAAUGUAAAUACAAAUCUAAUAUCAUCUUCGAUAUCAAAGCCCUCUGUAUCUAAAGAUGAUAGAAUAAUGACAUUGCCAAAUCGCGUUGGUUCAAACGACGCAUCCAGUGAAAGCGACAAUUCCUCUAGGACUCUGAAAUCACUGUUUAAGUGUAGAAUUUGUUCUCGUCUGUUUGGUUCUGCACAUGGGCUGGACGUGCAUCAUAGGAGCAUGCAUCCCACUGACCAUAGAAAAGAGGGAUUGCUCGUACAAGCUCAACAUUACAACUGUACAGAUUGCCACAAAGUAUUUCGAACAUCUCGUUCGCUACAUUUACACGAGACAAAGUUUCAUUCGAAGUUUAAGGGUCUGUAUAAAUGUACUACAUGUGGGAUGGAAUUUAUGAGUGCUUCACUACGCAGCGCUCAUAACUCCAUCCACACCAAUUGUGGUGAUAAGACCGCGUCAGAGGACAGCCCGUUCAAGUGUCUGCUUUGUGAUAGAGUUUUCGGAACAAUCUACGGUAUCCGUUUACAUAGCAAUUAUCAUACCGGGGAGGAACGCACUAGUCAUUUGUCAACUGCUCAUCGCUACCGGUGUGUUAUAUGCAGAAUGUCUUUCUACACAGUUCAUCAGCUCCAUUCUCACGUCAAUAAAACCCACAGCAAUAUUGGUCAUGAGUCUAAGCAGCAAUCACAGACAAGCGACAGUGGAGAUAUAACUUACAAAAGUAAACACGAGACUGUAUUAAAUUUAAAUACCAAGACUGCAUGCAUGGAAGACAAAAAUAGUCCUAUUUCUCAACGUGAUCGGCAAGGGAUUCGAUCUAACGAGAGCAGCACUGGAAGAGAGGUAGAUGAGGACAACAUGGUAUCGAGUUGGCCAUCACCACCCGGUCACACCUCGUUAUCUUCAUCAUCAGAAACAUUGUCAGCUUCAGUAACAGGCCCCCGGGACAGGCCAUGCAAAUGUCUGGUGUGUAACAGAGUAUUCCAGUCUUCGUUCGAACUAGGUAAAAAUUGUAGGCAAUGUGAAGACUCCAACCUUCCUUUCCCUUACAAAUGUUUGACGUGUCAACGCAUGUUUAGAACAAUCAGAGGAAUUAGGAUUCACAUGUUAGCGCAUCCUAGGUAUGCUCCUGAGAAAUCGCAAAAACGACUGUUUACUGACGACACAGUCAAUAGGGAAAGUUCUUCACCAAAGGUUCCAAAAUUGGCAACGGAGCUAAAUGGCGUACACAAGUCUUCUUAUCAUUGUUUGAUAUGCGUCCGGGAAUUUUCCUCCAGUCAGGAGUUUAGGAUUCACAUGCAAAUGCAUCCAGACAACUCUACACGUGAGACAAUUCGUCAACCAUCGUGUACUUCACCUAACGCAAACAGGAACAAUGAAACCCCACUACUGAAUUCCUUACAGGAUAGUGUCAAUCCUGCUGUUAUCUUGAGGACUGGAACGAUGAGGUACAAGUGUCGUCUUUGUCCUCGACUCUUCCUCUCUACUACAAACAUGCUUCGCCAUCUGAAGACACACUCACAAAAGUACCAGUGUGACAUGUGUGGUGAUGUGUUUAGUGAUGUUUGGACUUACCAGGCACACAGGAGUGCACACAAAGUCACAUCGUCACAUAUGUGUCAUCCCUGUAAAAAGGAGUUCCCGACCCUGAGUAGUCUGGUGCGUCACAGGAAAGCACAUACCGGGAAGUCCCUCCCCUAUCGAUGUGAUAUAUACAAUGACGAGUACUCAGCCAUAGAGGAACUGACAAAACACUGUAUAACUCAUAAAGAAGAUGUACAGGAUGGCUCGGAUGUCGACGACGACAUCGUUCCAAAUUCAAAUACUGAUGACGAAAAGAGGAUACUAGGAAAAGAACGUGAUGAAAAUGAACGACACGAAAAUUUAAAUUCGGACUCCAGCUUUACUGAAACGUCUGUCUUGCCUAACAAAGAAACUGAAAAUAAAGAUAUAGAAACUGAUAAACAACAUGUAAAUAUUGUCGAUAAAAGCAUCCAAAGUGACAGCGAAUUGCUGGCAUAUGCGAAACCUACGUCAGUUGCGGAAAAACAACAUUUUACGGCUGAUGUAGAAAAUAAAGAGACAAGCGAUAAUGUACAGGAACAGGAAAACGAAAAUGGAUCGAAUGAACAGAUAGGUGUACGUGUAUACAAAUGCGAUAUUUGUAAACAGAGCUUCAAAAGUCUUCAGGAAAUCGGUGAACACUGUAGAUCGCACAUGAAAACAGAAAACACGGAUAUAAAAUCUCGGGCGGAUGCUGACUUGUUCAAAUCUAUGAAAGUGUUGGAAAAGAAUUUGUACAGAUGUAACAUAUGUGACCAAGAAUAUCUGGCCUUGUUCAGUUUACAGCGUCAUUACAAGCUCCACGAGGGCGAGAUGAUGUACAUAUGUCAUGUCUGUGAUAAGACAUUCCAGCAGCCUGCCGGCCUCCGGCAACAUUUGUUAACGCACAACCAGGACGCAAUGUUUAAAUGCCGUGUGUGUGGUCAGAAAUACAGCAAUAUAGGGACAUUCAAAACCCAUAAGAAUACACACAGUUAUGGCACGACUGACAAUUGUGUUAUAUGUUGUAAAGAUUUUGCAGGACGUAAAGCCUUUUUAGAUCACAAAAUACAGUGCGAAAAGGAUAGGAAAUGUGUGUGUGACAUAUGCGGGAAGGGAUUCACGCGCACAAACCUACUGACGGAACAUAGGAAAAUACACAAGGAUACACGGCCAUACCGUUGUUAUGAUUGCGGCAACCGAUACACAUGCAUGAAAAACCUGAAACGACACAUGGAAACGGCCCACAACCGAAACAUUUCCCUGGAUAAAAUAAUGAAAAUGACAAAUGGUAAAAACAAUACGAAGGCUUCCUUGAACAAGGAAUCUAACAGAGACACGGGACCGGAAUAUGAAGACAAGAUUGGGGCAUGUACAUCCGGGGCUCGGGCACCGACAACGACCGUGAGUGGGACCAUCGAUGACCUUCCGCACAAGUGCGUACAGUGUAACAUGCACUUCCCAUCUCUUGAGUGUCUUCGCAGACACACAGUUGUUCACUUGAGGGAAAAUAACGCACACACGUGCGAUGGGUGUGGUAAGGAUUUUUCCACCACAGAAGAGCUGAAUUGUCACAACAAGAUCCACCAUGGCAAUAAGUACGAUAUGUUUGAAACCGAUUUAAAAUUACACGAAAAGGAAGGCAUUGGCAUUGCAUGUUCAGUAUGUGGGAAAUAUUUCCAGGAGAAAAAACUGCUCCAUAAACAUGUUGAGACUAUGCACGCUGCAAAGUAUACCAUCACUAACCAGUGCUGUGUGUGCGGGAUUAUGUACAAACAAUCCAGCGACCUGGAAAAGCAUUUGUGGAUCGUUCAUCGUGAGAGACAAGUCACGUGUGAUAUCUGUCAGGGUAGGUUCGGCAACAAAGACGCCCUCAACCGGCACGUGCUGCAGAAGCAUGACACUAAGUCCCACAAAUGUCCGGAGUGUCCUACUGCAUUUUCCACGCCAGAUAGGCUGCAGCGACACAUAGCGGUUGUACAUCCUCAGCAGCCGUAUGCUUGCUCAAUUUGUGACAUACAAUUUCAGUCCAUGUCGGAAAAACAACGUCAUAUGAGUUCGACACAUGCACAACGUGUCAAUGCACGUGUCAAAUCGGUACAAUGGGCAACUAAACUGUCCUCUCGUAUGGCCAAAAAUGUAGUAGAGUCUACCAUAGUGCCACAGGUAAAUGUCCCAGACAUUAAACACAACCAGUUUACCAACGUGCCUCGAGUAAAUAUACCCGACGUUAAACGCAAUCGUCUGUGGGCAUGUAAGAUAUGCAGGAAAACCUUCACGUUUGUUCCCGACCGUCAAAGGCACAUGGUAGAAAUGCAUGGGUCUACAUCCUACAAGAAAACCUGUUCUACAUGCGGGCUGAUGUUUGCCACUAAAUCACGGCUCAAGAAGCAUGAAACGUUACACACAGGGGAGAAGCCAUUUCCCUGCCACAUUUGUCACAACGUAUUUCGAACACGGGCCGGACUGUCAGUCCACUUACAGUACCACACGGGGGAGCGACAGUACAGCUGUACCGUAUGUAACAAAAGCUUUCUUAUGAAGAACCAUCUUAAAUUACACACCAUGGGCGCCCAUCCAGGAAUGCGUGAUGACGCGUCUGAAACAGAAAGUGAUUAGCUACCUAUACACUAGUUUUGUACGUUUAUUGAAGCGGAUCUCAGACGAAACCUGUUCUUCUUAACACAGGAUUGUACUUAAAACUUAAAUAUUUUUAAUAUAGUGGUAUAAGAACGAAACAGAUGUAUGAUGCAGUGUUACUCAGUUUGUACUUGCUGUAUCUGUAACAAUUUUAAAUGUGCAAUCACCUGUUUCUUUGCGUUGCGUUCUUCUUCGCUUUUAGGUCCUCCAUUUGACAAUGAGUUCAUAAUCUAAAUUGAAAAUGUGUAUUUGACAAUAUUUAAAUUAGGCUACUUGAUAAGCUUGCGUGAUCUUAUCGAUAAAAUUCCAACACUAUUUAAACAUUAUUGCCAUCAUUGUUACAGGCAUAAGACAAUGAGGUCUAGGAAAUGUUUGUCAGGGAAACAAUAUCAUAACGGUCAAAUUGUCAGUGACCACCUCACUUCAGAAAGGUUUGAAGGGAUUAUAAUAGAAUGCAUUAUACAUUAUUGCUUAUGGGCGCAAUCAUGAUCUAAUAAGGAAAUAUGAUAUUUCUUUAUAUGAAAUGAAGGUCGAUAGAUUUUUGCGUAUGCUCAUUAGUGUGCCUUGUCAGUACCAGAGUUCUCGGUGUGAAGAAGUGACAUUUUAUUUUAACUUUACCGGGAUCGACGAAGCAAAGGAAUCUUACCCUUCCGAAACACUUGGUCUUAUUAUUAUUACGUUUUCAGUGCUCUGCUUGUAAAUUUGUGUUUUGUUCAUGUUUUGUUCUUGUUUUGCCAUUGUUUUAUCGAUUUUGACUUCGAAUUAUGUUUUUUUUUGUCAUUUCGGUAUUCUGUUUUUAUUAUUAUCAUAUCCAGAACAUCUGUCUAUAUCUGGAAUGAAUUAACUACUCACUUAUAAUACUGUCAUUUAUAUCUAUUGUACAUGUUUGUGUUUGCGAAGACAAUGGAUCACAAAUUAAAUACAGUUAAGGAAAAGUCAAAAAUGUAAUAAAUUCAUAUUUAUAUCACUUAACCAAAAUAGGUAGGCGUGCUAUGACCUGAUGUUUUAUUUGUCAUUUCCUGAAAGCUGACUAGCUCUGACAGCUAAUUGACAGAUCUACAAUAGCGGUGAAUGUGUCCAAUGUAAUCCUUAGUCACUGUGUUCAUGAAGUGUACAUAAGCUAAUAUACAUUAUAUUUCCGUUUGUGUAACUGAUCCAUUGUUUACAGAAGGGUUGCUAAUGUAGAGUUUAUUUGUUAUUGUAUCUGGAUUUAUACUGCGUGCAGUAGUAUUGAAUGAGUACAGUGCAUGUUGGCUGUAAACAUUAUUUCACCAAUUGACAAUAGUUCUAAAUAGUACUUUCCCGCGGUGUGAGUGUAUAAUAAUGUCGGCAGCAGUAAACGUUAUUUCACCAAUUGACAAUAGUUAUACUUAGUACUUUCCCGCGGUGUGAGUGUAUAAUAAUGUCGGCAGCAGUAAACGUUAUUUCACCAAUUGACAAUAGUUAUACAUAGUACUUUCCCGCGGUGUGAGUGUAUAAUAAUGUCGGCAGCAGUAAACGUUAUUUCACCAAUUGACAAUAGUUAUACAUAGUACUUUCCCGCGGUGUGAGUGUAUAAUAAUGUCGGCAGCAGUAAACGUUAUUUCACCAAUUGACAAUAGUUAUACAUAGUACUUUCCCGCGGUGUGAGUGUAUAAUAAUGUCGGCAGCAGUAAACGUUAUUUCACCAAUUGACAAUAGUUAUACAUAGUACUUUCCCGCGGUGUGAGUGUAUAAUAAUGUCGGCAGCAGUAAACGUUAUUUCACCAAUUGACAAUAGUUAUACAUAGUACUUUCCCGCGGUGUGAGUGUAUAAUAAUGUCGGCAGCAGUAAACGUUAUUUCACCAAUUGACAAUAGUUAUACAUAGUACUUUCCCGCGGUGUGAGUGUAUAAUAAUGUCGGCAGCAGUAAACGUUAUUUCACCAAUUGACAAUAGUUAUACAUAGUACUUUCCCGCGGUGUGAGUGUAUAAUAAUGUCGGCAGCAGUAAACGUUAUUUCACCAAUUGACAAUAGUUAUACAUAGUACUUUCCCGCGGUGUGAGUGUAUAAUAAUGUCGGCAGCAGUAAACGUUAUUUCACCAAUUGACAAUAGUUAUACAUAGUACUUUCCCGCGGUGUGAGUGUAUAAUAAUGUCGGCAGCAGUAAACGUUAUUUCACCAAUUGACAAUAGUUAUACAUAGUACUUUCCCGCGGUGUGAGUGUAUAAUAAUGUCGGCAGCAGUAAACGUUAUUUCACCAAUUGACAAUAGUUAUACAUAGUACUUUCCCGCGGUGUGAGUGUAUAAUAAUGUCGGCAGCAGUAAACGUUAUUUCACCAAUUGACAAUAGUUAUACAUAGUACUUUCCCGCGGUGUGAGUGUAUAAUAAUGUCGGCAGCAGUAAACGUUAUUUCACCAAUUGACAAUAGUUAUACAUAGUACUUUCCCGCGGUGUGAGUGUAUAAUAAUGUCGGCAGCAGUAAACGUUAUUUCACCAAUUGACAAUAGUUAUACAUAGUACUUUCCCGCGGUGUGAGUGUAUAAUAAUGUCGGCAGCAGUAAACGUUAUUUCACCAAUUGACAAUAGUUAUACAUAGUACUUUCCCGCGGUGUGAGUGUAUAAUAAUGUCGGCAGCAGUAAACGUUAUUUCACCAAUUGACAAUAGUUAUACAUAGUACUUUCCCGCGGUGUGAGUGUAUAAUAAUGUCGGCAGCAGUAAACGUUAUUUCACCAAUUGACAAUAGUUAUACAUAGUACUUUCCCGCGGUGUGAGUGUAUAAUAAUGUCGGCAGCAGUAAACGUUAUUUCACCAAUUGACAAUAGUUAUACAUAGUACUUUCCCGCGGUGUGAGUGUAUAAUAAUGUCGGCAGCAGUAAACGUUAUUUCACCAAUUGACAAUAGUUAUACAUAGUACUUUCCCGCGGUGUGAGUGUAUAAUAAUGUCGGCAGCAGUAAACGUUAUUUCACCAAUUGACAAUAGUUAUACAUAGUACUUUCCCGCGGUGUGAGUGUAUAAUAAUGUCGGCAGCAGUAAACGUUAUUUCACCAAUUGACAAUAGUUAUACAUAGUACUUUCCCGCGGUGUGAGUGUAUAAUAAUGUCGGCAGCAGUAAACGUUAUUUCACCAAUUGACAAUAGUUAUACAUAGUACUUUCCCGCGGUGUGAGUGUAUAAUAAUGUCGGCAGCAGUAAACGUUAUUUCACCAAUUGACAAUAGUUAUACAUAGUACUUUCCCGCGGUGUGAGUGUAUAAUAAUGUCGGCAGCAGUAAACGUUAUUUCACCAAUUGACAAUAGUUAUACAUAGUACUUUCCCGCGGUGUGAGUGUAUAAUAAUGUCGGCAGCAGUAAACGUUAUUUCACCAAUUGACAAUAGUUAUACAUAGUACUUUCCCGCGGUGUGAGUGUAUAAUAAUGUCGGCAGCAGUAAACGUUAUUUCACCAAUUGACAAUAGUUAUACAUAGUACUUUCCCGCGGUGUGAGUGUAUAAUAAUGUCGGCAGCAGUAAACGUUAUUUCACCAAUUGACAAUAGUUAUACAUAGUACUUUCCCGCGGUGUGAGUGUAUAAUAAUGUCGGCAGCAGUAAACGUUAUUUCACCAAUUGACAAUAGUUAUACAUAGUACUUUCCCGCGGUGUGAGUGUAUAAUAAUGUCGGCAGCAGUAAACGUUAUUUCACCAAUUGACAAUAGUUAUACAUAGUACUUUCCCGCGGUGUGAGUGUAUAAUAAUGUCGGCAGCAGUAAACGUUAUUUCACCAAUUGACAAUAGUUAUACAUAGUACUUUCCCGCGGUGUGAGUGUAUAAUAAUGUCGGCAGCAGUAAACGUUAUUUCACCAAUUGACAAUAGUUAUACAUAGUACUUUCCCGCGGUGUGAGUGUAUAAUAAUGUCGGCAGCAGUAAACGUUAUUUCACCAAUUGACAAUAGUUAUACAUAGUACUUUCCCGCGGUGUGAGUGUAUAAUAAUGUCGGCAGCAGUAAACGUUAUUUCACCAAUUGACAAUAGUUAUACAUAGUACUUUCCCGCGGUGUGAGUGUAUAAUAAUGUCGGCAGCAGUAAACGUUAUUUCACCAAUUGACAAUAGUUAUACAUAGUACUUUCCCGCGGUGUGAGUGUAUAAUAAUGUCGGCAGCAGUAAACGUUAUUUCACCAAUUGACAAUAGUUAUACAUAGUACUUUCCCGCGGUGUGAGUGUAUAAUAAUGUCGGCAGCAGUAAACGUUAUUUCACCAAUUGACAAUAGUUAUACAUAGUACUUUCCCGCGGUGUGAGUGUAUAAUAAUGUCGGCAGCAGUAAACGUUAUUUCACCAAUUGACAAUAGUUAUACAUAGUACUUUCCCGCGGUGUGAGUGUAUAAUAAUGUCGGCAGCAGUAAACGUUAUUUCACCAAUUGACAAUAGUUAUACAUAGUACUUUCCCGCGGUGUGAGUGUAUAAUAAUGUCGGCAGCAGUAAACGUUAUUUCACCAAUUGACAAUAGUUAUACAUAGUACUUUCCCGCGGUGUGAGUGUAUAAUAAUGUCGGCAGCAGUAAACGUUAUUUCACCAAUUGACAAUAGUUAUACAUAGUACUUUCCCGCGGUGUGAGUGUAUAAUAAUGUCGGCAGCAGUAAACGUUAUUUCACCAAUUGACAAUAGUUAUACAUAGUACUUUCCCGCGGUGUGAGUGUAUAAUAAUGUCGGCAGCAGUAAACGUUAUUUCACCAAUUGACAAUAGUUAUACAUAGUACUUUCCCGCGGUGUGAGUGUAU